Molecule: messenger RNA, 1377 nt
Organism: Rotaria sp. Silwood2
Lineage: Eukaryota; Metazoa; Rotifera; Eurotatoria; Philodinida; Philodinidae
Source: the annotation of a GenBank genome assembly
AUGUUAACAAUGUCAUCGAACCAUCAAUUCAAUAAUUCAUGGAAUCGAUCAAAAAUUCAAUUAUGUCUAACUAAUUCAAGUCUAACUACACAAAAUAUUACACCAAAAAUGCAAACAAUGGUUACUUAUCAUCAUCAUCAUCAUCAUCAUGUAAAUGUUAAACGUUGUCUAUCAAAAGAGACAGCAUCAAUAAUAACAAUUGAGAAAAAACAAAAAAUUUCAGUUGAAUCUCGAAAUUUUGUUCUUGUUUGUGGUCAAAAUAUUUGUGGUCAACUUGGUUUAUCAAUAACAAUUAUCGAACGACGUAAACCACAAUAUUUAAAAAUUUUCAAUAAACUUAAUAAAGAUGAAAAUAUUCAAUAUAUAUGCGCAGGUGGUAUGCAUUCAUGUGCAUUAACCAUAACUGGUUAUGUCUAUACAUGGGGUUGCAAUGAUGACGGAGCCUUGGGUCGAAUAACAGAUGAUAUUAAUGAUGAAUACAUUCCUGAUUUAUUGGUAUUACCUGAAGAAAUCAAAAAUCUUUGUGCGGGUGAUACAUUUACUGUUGCUUUAGCCAAAUCUGGCCGAGCUUAUAUAAGUGGUUGUUUUCGAUGUAGUGAAGGUUUACUUGGUUUAUUUGAAUAUAAACAAAUAACACAACAAUCAAUUGUUAUUCCAUUAAAUCAAUCGAUUCAACAGAUUGCAUGUGGCGCUGAUUUUUGUCUUUUACUAACAGAAAAUGGUGAUCUCUAUUCAUUUGGAAAUAAUGAAACAGGUCAAUUAGGUCGUGAUGUUCAUCUAGAUCCUAAAGAAAAUUCUUCAAUAUGGUUGCGACCUUCUGAAAUUCCUUGUUUUAAAGGACAACAUAUAUUAAAUAUUUGGGCUGGUGGACAUGGCUUUUUUGUUUUAACACAAAAUUCAACUAUUCAUCUUUUUUCUUGUGGUGCUAAUAGUUUUGGUCAAUUAGGUCAUUCAUCAAAACAACCAAUUUAUUUACCAAUUGAAAUCAAAGAAAUUUCAUUCGUAGAUAAAAUUAUAAAAGUAUCUUGUGGUCUUCAACAUACACUUAUACUUGAUUCAAUGGGAUAUGUUUAUGGACUUGGUAGAAGUGAUGAUGGUCGUUUAGGUAAUAAUCUUAAUAAUGAUAUAAUUAUGCCUAAACAAAUUGAUAAUCUAACAAAUAUUAUUGAUAUUGCUGCUGGUGGUAGUGUUUCAUUUGUUAUUAAUAACUAUGGAGAAAUCUAUUCAUUUGGUAUGGGUGAUACAUGUCAAAUAGGUCACGGAAAUGAAGAUAUUUUUGUACCAACUUUAAUCAAAAGUAAACAAUUAGAACAACGAAAAAUUCAACAAAUAUCAGUCGGUGCUCAACAUACACUUUUUCUUGUUAAAGAAGAUUAA